Leptomonas pyrrhocoris is the source of this 527-nucleotide messenger RNA. RefSeq lists its product as hypothetical. The record is from RefSeq and is a predicted model, not a curated record. Bases 180 to 527 code for a protein of 115 amino acids. The transcript has a single exon. Lineage: Eukaryota; Euglenozoa; Kinetoplastea; Trypanosomatida; Trypanosomatidae.
GUCUUUACCACUUCUCCUGAUCUUUGGCACGGGCGUGACAUUAACAGAGGUGCACUGCUAUCGUUGCUGUCCCUCCAUCGGUCUAUUGCGUCUCCUUACUUUGCUCUUUUUCCGACCGUGCCCGAGUCACAGUUUGUGGAAACGAAAAAAAAAUAAUAAUAAUUCCACCAGCAGAUCAAAUGUCCCAAGUACCGAAGUCGCAGGAGGCGCAGUCGAAGGAGGAUCUGGACCUCCGCGUGCGUCAGGGCCUUCAGAAGCGCAAGAAGUGCGCCUUGUGCACUCAAACCUUCUACGUGAACGAGCUUCCUGGUGCGAUCACGCACAAGUCCAUCUUAGAACUCCGUCAGAAGUGGGGCAUGGAUGUGCGCCGAGGGGACCACAUGCCGCCGCCGUCGCAGCUGUACAAGCGGGAGGAAAUCUGCAUCUUUUGCAUGCAAUUCUUCGACACCACAGGUUCCAUGCAAACUCAACAGAAGUUGCUAGCGUCGACCCGUGACGGCAUCUCGCCCUCGCUAACGCUGCGGUAG